ACAGACACGCUCUCGCCGUCGCAAACUUGCAAUUCCCAUCGGAAAUAUCUUCCUCGCCGCCGCCGCCGCCGCCGUCGCUGCCGCCGCCAUGCUCCAUCUCCGGCACCGCAUCGUGCCCCAUAUCCGCUCCUCCUCCUCCACCUCUGCCAUCUCCCCUCUCCACCGGCUCCUCUCCGCCGCGGCAGCCGCUGCCCCCAUUUCCCCGAGCCAAGGAUUCGCCGUUGAGGACUACCUCGUCGGCACCUGCGGCCUCACCCGGCCCCAAGCCCUCAAGGCCUCCAAGAAGCUCUCCCACCUCAACUCCCCCGCCAAUCCCGACAACGUCCUCGCCUUCCUCGCCGGCCUCGGCCUCUCCGGCGCCGAUGCCGCCGCCGUCGUCGCCAAAGACCCGCAGUUCCUCUGCGCCGGCGUGGAGAGAACAUUGGCCCCUGUCGUCGACGGGCUCGCCGGCCUCGGUCUGUCGCGCCCUGAGAUCGCCCGCCUCGUCUCGCUUGUCCACAGCCGCUUCCGCCGCAGAUCCAUAGUCCCCAAGCUGGAGUACUACCUGCCCCUCUUCGGCUCCUUCCACAGCUUCCUCCGGGCGUCCCAGCGCGCAUGCUACCUUCUCUCAUCGGACCUUGACAAGGUGGUCAAGCCCAAUGUCAUGUUCCUGCGGGAAUGCGGGCUAGGCGAUUGCGAUAUUACCAAGCUGUGUAUCUCUGAGCCGAGGAUGCUCGGCAACAAACUGGAACGCGUCCAGGCAAUGGUGGUGCGCGCCGAAGGUCUGGGCGUGCCCCGUGGCUCGGGGAUGUUCAAGGUUGCGCUACAGGCUGUCGCAUUCCUCAGCGAGGAGAAGAUCGCCGCCAAAGUGGACCACCUGAAGAAGACGUUCAGUUGGUCGGAUGGUGAGGUGGUCGUUGCUUUGUCUAUGGCUCCAAUGCUGCUCAAGAGGUCAAAGGACAUCCUGCAGCGCAGCUUCGAGUUCCUUGUCUUUGAGGUGGGCUUGGAACCGGGGUACAUUGCUCAUCGGCCCGUAAUCCUCUAUUAUAGCCUGGAGGGCCGGAUCAAGCCCCGGUGCUAUGUUCUAAAGUUCCUCAAGGAAAACAGAUUGCUCGAUCGCGACUGGAGCUUCUAUACUGCAGUCACUAGGCCUGAGAAGUAUUUCAUGAAGAAGUGCAUAUGGCCUUACAAGGAAUCUGCACCACACCUUGCUGAAGACUAUGCGGCAGCUUGCAGAGGGGAAAUGCCAAGUAAUUUCAGAUUUACCUGAACCAAAAAAGGGCUAUGGAAAUUGGUUGCUUGUGUAUGGCGCAACAAAGUUUUCACUCUCCGUAGUAAGCUGGUAGUUCCUGUUUUGAUGUUCUUUGCCAAACUAGAUGUUGGUUAUUUUCCUGUAGUAUGCCUGUUACAUGCCGCCGGUUUGGUCAUUGCUGAAUGCUAACUCCUAUGAAACUGAUAAUUUUAUUCCUUAACACUGGUA
This is a messenger RNA of Aegilops tauschii subsp. strangulata, 1459 nucleotides long. RefSeq lists its product as uncharacterized. Gene Ontology annotation, molecular function: double-stranded DNA binding. The record is from RefSeq and is a predicted model, not a curated record. NCBI's taxonomy places the organism in Eukaryota, Viridiplantae, Streptophyta, Magnoliopsida, Poales, Poaceae. Gene Ontology annotation, biological process: regulation of DNA-templated transcription.